Molecule: messenger RNA, 979 nt
Organism: Anopheles maculipalpis
Lineage: Eukaryota; Metazoa; Arthropoda; Insecta; Diptera; Culicidae
Product: serine protease grass-like
Exons: 4
Coding region: 85-978 (297 amino acids)
Biological process (GO): proteolysis
Molecular function (GO): serine-type endopeptidase activity
Source: RefSeq, a predicted model, not a curated record
GGAAUAAUCUUCUUCGCUGUAACUUUUUAACACAAAGUACAUGUACGUCAGUCUAGGUGGUUGUGUUGCUCAUAUGGAUUGGCAAUGCGUACAAUUGUUGUUUACCAACUGUUAGUGACCCUCUGGGGUGUUAGUGGACAAUGGAUAUUCCCGGACAAAUUGCACAUGGAUUUCACCUCCACGAUCAAUAAACAAUGCGGAGAAAUGCCAUACAGUGUACGGGAACGUCCAGCUUUUGGGCGAAUUUAUGAAAAUCCAUGGCUGGUGCUUUUACGCCAUCCGGAAGAAACGCUACACUUUUGUCACGGAACACUGAUUAGCGAUAGAUAUGUGCUAACAACCGCAAUUUGUGGGUUAACUGUGGUGACUAAUGCGAACGCCACCGCACAACAACAGGCUACAGAGAUUAUAUUGGGUGAACAUGAUCUUAGCACUGAGACAGACUGUAUAACUGCAUGGAACUGUUCCUUAACGACCAGCAGACGAUCAGUCGAAAAGGUGAUUGUUCAUGAAAACUUUAGCAGUACUUUUUAUGAAAACGAUAUUGCCCUGCUAUACAUGAACGACUCCAUCCGGUUUGACAACAGUAUUCGUCCAAUAUGCUUACCGUUAGUAUCCAUAGUAGAUGAUACUGAUGCUCAUGAGCAGACUAUAUACAACACCAUCUGGUCAAAGGACAGCGUUCCAAGGCAAAUUUGGAUGCGUAAUGUUCCUACCGAGAUUUGCCGAGAACAGAUAAGAAAUCUGUUCGCACUUAGUGACGAUCAAAUAUGUGCCCGGAUCUUUUUCGAUAAAUUGCCGGUGGAUAUGAAUGGAAGUGCCGGUUCUGCGCUGCAGGUAGAUCAUCACGGCCGAAUUUUUCAGUAUGGAUUGUUAUCGGUUGGAUUUCCCAACGUUAUUGAGAGGGCACCUUAUGUUUAUAUUGACAUAGUCAAAUACAUUAACUGGAUACACGAUUCAGUUAAACAUAAUCCGUAAA